CGGUGUUGUGACUGCGGGGCUGUAAACAUGGCGGUGAGUCUCCGUGCUCGCUCGCUGAGGCACCUCCGUAUCCGAGGCCGGAACGACAGUGGCGAGGAGAACGUCCCCCUCGAUCUCACCCGAGACCCCUCUGAUAACCUAAGAGAGAUUCUCCAGAAUGUGGCCAAAUUGCAAGGGGUUUCAAAUAUGAGAAAACUAGGCCACUUGAAUAAUUUUACUAAGCUUCUUUGUAAUGCUGGUCAUACUGAAGAAAAACUAGGUUUUACUCAUGAAGACAUCAUUAUAUGUUUGCGAUUAGCUUUACUGAAUGAAGCAAAAGAGGUGCGAGCAGCAGGGCUACGAGCCCUACGAUAUCUUAUCCGAGACUCCAGUAUUUUACAGAAGGUGUUAAAACUGAAAGUGGACUACUUGAUAGCCAGGUGCAUUGACAUACAGCAGAGUAAUGAAGUAGAAAGGACACAGGCACUUCGUUUAGUCAGAAAGAUGAUAACUGUGAAUGCUUCACUAUUUCCUAGUUCAGUUACCAAUUCCUUGAUAGCAGUUGGAAAUGAUGGCCUUCAGGAGAGGGACAGAAUGGUUCGAGCCUGUAUUGCUAUUAUCUGUGAACUAGCAAUUCAGAAUCCAGAGGUAGUUGCUCUUCGGGGUGGUCUGAGUACCAUUUUGAAAAAUGUGAUUGACUGUCAGUUAAGCCGUAUAAAUGAAGCUCUUAUAACGACAGUCUUGCAUCUUCUCAAUCAUCCAAAGACUCGACAGUAUGUGCGAGCAGAUGUAGAAUUAGAGCGGAUUUUAGCUCCAUAUACCGACUUUCACUACAGGCACAAUCCAGACACUGCUGAAGGACAGAUGAAAGAGGACCGAGAAGCACGGCUGUCUGCUAGUAAAAUGGGAAUUGUGGCAGCAUUUCGAUCAUGGGCAGGAAUUAUUAGUUUAUGCAAGCCUGGGAAUUCUGGGAUUCAGUCUCUUAUUGGAGUGCUGUGUAUACCUAACAUGGAAAUACGGCGAGGAUUGCUUGAAGUUCUUUAUGACAUAUUUCGCCUUCCUCUUCCUGUUGUGACAGGAGAAUUUAUAGAAGCACUUCUCAGCGUGGAUCCAAGCAGGUUUCAAGACAGUUGGAGACUUUCUGAUGGCUUUGUAGCUGCUGAAGCUAAAGUUAUAUUACCUCACCGAGCCAGAUCCAGGCCUGACCUCAUGGACAAUUACUUAGCACUGGUUCUCUCUGCUUUCAUUAGAAAUGGACUCUUGGAAGGUCUAGUUGAGGUAAUCACAAGCAGUGAUGACCAUGUAUCCGUCAGAGCCACAAUAUUACUGGGAGAACUUUUGCAUAUGGCAAACACCAUCCUUCCUCAUUGUCACAGCCAUCACUUACACUGCUUACCAACUUUGAUGAAUAUGGCAGCUUCUUUUGACAUUGCAAAGGAAAAGAGACUGCGAGCCAGUGCUGCACUAAAUUGCUUAAAACGCUUUCAUGAAAUGAAGAAACGAGGACCUAAACCUUACAGCCUUCAUCUAGAUCACAUUGUUCAGAAAGCCAUGUCAACACAUCAGCGAAGGGAUCAAUAUCGGGUGCAGAAAGAUAUCUUUAGUCUGAAGGAUACAGAGGAAGCAUUGUUGUUAAAUCUGAAAGAUAGCCAGGUUCUUCAUCACAAAGAAAAUCUUGAGUGGAACUGGAAUCUGAUAGGGACCAUACUUAAGUGGCCAAAUAUCAACUUAAAGGUUAACAAAGAUGAACAGUUACACAGAUUUGUUCAACGACUGAUGUAUUUUUACAAGCCUAGCAGCAAGUUGUAUGCCAACCUGGAUCUGGAUUAUGCAAAGUCCAAACAGCUCACAGUUGUGGGUUGCCAGUUUACAGAGUUCCUUCUUGAAUCUGAAGAGGAAGCAAGACAGGAAGGAAAGAAGGAAGGAAGGCAGGUGCAACAAAAGCAGGAUGGCCAUGGCUACCUUGAAGAGUUAGUAAAAGAUAUUGUGCACUGGCUUAAUUCUUCUUCUGGAAUGAAACCAGAACGCAGUCUGCAGAACAAUGGGUUACUUAACACUCUUAGUCAGCACUACUUCUUGUUUUUUGGUACACUUUCCUGUCAUCCCCAUGGAGUGAAAAUGCUUGAAAAAUGUAACGUGUUUCAGUGUCUCCUCAGUCUUUGCUCCCUAAAGAACCAAGAUCACUUACUCAAACUGACAGUUUCUAGCUUGGACUACAGCAGAGAUGGAUUAGCAAGAGUCAUCCUUUCUAAAAUCUUAACUGCGUCUACAGAUAGCUGCAGGUUAUAUGCCACAAAACACCUGCGAGUACUGCUCAGGGCCAAUGUAGAAUUCUUCAGUAACUGGGGAAUUGAGUUACUAGUUACCCAGCUUCAUGACAAAUACAAAGCCAUCUCUUCUGAGGCACUUGAUAUCCUUGAUGAAGCAUGUGAAGAUAAGGCAAACCUUCAUGCUCUCAUUCAAAUGAAACCAGCACUGUCUCAUCUUGGAGAUAAAGGUUUGCUUCUGCUUUUAAGAUUUCUGUCAAUUCCAAAAGGGUUUUCCUAUUUAAAUGAGCGAGGCUACGUGACAAAACAAAUGGAGAAAUGGCAGAAGGAAUAUAAUUUAAAAUAUGUUGAGUUAAUAGAAGAGCAACUUAAUGAAGCACUUACCACUUAUCGCAAACCUGUUGAUGGUGAUAAUUAUGUUCGUCGGAGCAACCAAAGAUUACAGCGGCCACAUGUCUAUCUGCCAGUUCACCUUUAUGGCCAACUGGUGCACCACAAAACAGGCUGCCAUUUGUUGGAGGCUCAGAGUAUUGUUCCUGACCUGAGUUACACAGUUCGGUCUCCCAUGCUGGAUAAAUGGGAAGGUAUUAAGCAAUUGAAAGCAGCUCUCUGGGCACUGGGCAAUAUUGGCUCUUCAAACUGGGGUCUGAAUUUGCUUCAAGAAGAAAAUGUGAUUCCUGAUAUAAUGGCACUUGCCCAGCAUUGUGAGGUUCUAUCCAUUAGAGGGACAUGUGUCUACGUGCUUGGCCUAAUAGCCAAAACAAAACAAGGUUGUGACAUUCUGAAGCAUCACAAUUGGGAUGCAGUGAGACAUAGCCGUAGGCAGCCUUGGCCAGUAGUCCCUGAUGACAUGGAGCAGCUCUGCAAUGAACUUUCCUCUAUUCCUAGCACUCUUAGUUUGACCUCUGAAUCAACCAGUUCAAGGCAUAAUAGUGAAAGUGAAUCUGCACCAUCAAGCAUGUUCAUUUUGGAAGAUGACAGAGUUGGCAGCACCUCCACUAGCACAUUUUUCCUAAAUAUCUCUGAAGACGCAGAACAGAUUCCCCAUGACCGAGCUGGGUCCUUGAAGGAUAAGGAUCGCAAUCCCUUCCCCUUUUUCUCUUCCAGCAGGCUUGUGAAGAAUCGCAUCUUAAAUUCUCUUACUUUACCUAAUAAAAAGCACAGGAGUAGCAGUGAUCCUAAAGGUGGCAAGCUGUCCUCCUCAGAGAGCAAGAUGGGCUUGAGACGAAAUCGUACUGUAACCGAGCCUUCCAGUAGCAUGGAUUUUACACGGGGGGAUGAUUUCACCCCAGUAUUUCGAGUGCCUAAAAUUCACACUCUGAAACUAGAAACAUCAUUUGUUGGAAGCAGGCACAGUGAAGAUGCGGAUAGCACUCCAAGUAUUGGUGAAAAUGACCUCAAGCUGCCAAAAAGCCUCGUCCAUGAAAAUCACAGGGAAAACACCAGCCGAGAAAGGCUCAUAGGAGAAGUUUCCACACAGACCAACUUCAAAAGUCGUAGCUUGAGUUUCAAUACGGAUACCACAACAAGUGGCAUAAGUUCCAUGAGUUCAAGCCCUUCAAGGGAAACAGUGGGAGUGGACACUGCAAAUAUAGACACAGAUUGCGGAAGCUUAAGUACUGUGGUGAGUGCCAAGACAGUUAAAACCAUCCAGUGUUCAACCCCACAGUCUAACCACCUCCCUCUCUCAAAAUCAAAUUCCGUCUCCCUGGUACCACCAGGGUCCUCACAUACCCUUCCUCGGCGAGCACAGUCAUUAAAAGCUCCAUCACUUGCUACUAUUAAAAGCUUGGCUGACUAUAACUUCAGCUAUACCAGUUCUCGAGAUGCCUUUGGGUAUGCAACACUAAAACGCUUGCAACAGCAAAGGAUGCAUCCAUCUUUGUCACAUUCAGAAGCCCUGGCUUCUCCAGCAAAGGACGUCCUCUUCACAGACACAAUUACUAUGAAGUCUGGUAGUCUGGACUCUCGACUUACACCAAACAGGUUCAUGAGAGCUUUAAGUUAUGCAUCAUCUUUAGAUAAAGAGGAUUUAUUAAGUCCUAUUAACCAAAACACACUUCAGCGCUCUUCUUCUGUUCGUUCCAUGGUAUCCAAUGCUACUUAUGGUAGCUCAGAUGAUUACAUUGGACUUGCUCUCCCAGUUGAUAUCAAUGAAAUAUUCCAGGUAAAGGAAACUCCUUAUUUCCAGAAAAAAACUAUGCCUUCAUUUGAUGAACGAAGUGCUCGAGUCUUUUCCCAAGAAGCUGGAGGUUUGCCAUCUGGUUCUACUGAGAUUGUAAAGAGUCCGUUUCAGAUGCUUCGUCAACAGAUCAGUCUUACAGAGAUUAUGAACACAAGUCGUUCAGAUGCUUCUCAGUUCCUAGAAAAUAUGGAAGACACUGGACUCCAAGAGCACACUGAAGAUAAUUGCCUUUAUUGUGUCUGCACAUACAUCCUGGGCUAUCAGCAUAAUAACAAAGAGAACUCGGCAUAUAGUCACACAGAAUUUUCAGACAUUCCUUAUUCUGACUGGUGUGGAAAGACCAUGCAUAAUCACUUGGAUGUAGUUUCCCAUUCCUCAAAGUUUUCUGGGAUUUCAGGAUGUAGUGAUGCUGCAUCGCAUGGAUCAGCUAGUAGCACCAAGAGUACAGAGCUUGUCAUAGGCGUAAAGUCAAUUCCAGACGAUACUCCAGUAUGCCGCAUUCUACUGAGAAAAGAAGUCUUGCGAUUAGUGAUCAACUUGAGUAGUUCAGUAGGAACUAAAGGUCAUGAAACAGGUCUCUUGACAAUUAAAGAAAAGUUUCCCCAAGCAUUUGAUGAUAUAUGCCUUUAUUCUGAAGUGUCCUACUUGCUAGCUCAUUGCACGUUUCGAUUACCAUCCCGACGGUUCAUACAAGAGCUCUUUCAAGAUGUACAGUUUUUACAGAUGCAUGAAGAAGCAGAAGCUGUUCUAGCAGCACCAGCAAAUCAGCAAACAGUUAACCCAUCAACAGAAUCCUGACCUCUUAUUUUCCAUGGUCUGCUAACAGUGAAGUUGCUGGUAGCCUUGGAUAACUUGUAACUGACUGGACAGUGAAGAGAGAAGCAUCAUCUGCUGAAUUAUUCCCAGAGUUCAGGGUACAUGCAAUUGGAGUCUGGGCUGCAGAACCUUCCCUCAGUGGAACUUGGUUCCCCAGCUGUCUGAGCUCUAUGGGGAGUUGUUAAAUGAAAGUAACAAUUACCAAGAUAUGCAAGAAGAACCAAGCACCAAACACUUGCGCAGGUUUUCAUUUCAAUUAUUUUUAAAUGCAGAGUUAUAAUAACAGAAGACAAGUGUGCAGGGACAUGGUUUUACAUGGUUGACUUUGACUUCCAUUCUGGACAAAGAGUGAUGCCUUGCUUGGUCAUCCUGAAUGAAGUCAGGGUAUCUUAGGCUGUAUCCUAUUGUCAUCAAUGGAGCAUGCGCUAACAGUGGACGUUGGGGGAUUAAUUACGGGCCUUCAAUGAAUCUUUUUCUUAAUUUUUGUGAAACACUACUUGGGAAAUUUCUGAUCUUGGUGACAGAGAAUCCUUAGUAACUUGGGGCAGUCUUAAGUUAUUUUAUUGUUAAAAUAGCAAGCAUACUUGUUAAUAGUUUUGUUGCAGUCAUAUGUAAUGAUGCAUUAACUGAACCAGUUAAGGAAUUUCACUACAGUUUGAUUUUAAAUGAACAAAUCACUUAUCAGUCCCCUAGAAUCAGAUUUUCUCUGUACAUAUAAUGCAUGUAUUUUUGGUGGGGUUUUCUACAUUAAUGCUCAUCUAGUAUGGAAAUUGGUUGUCUAGAUGUAUAACAAGCAUGACUUCUGUCAGAUAAGGGUGCGUACUUUUAUCAAGUAAAACUAGAAAAUAUAUUCCUAUUGCUGCUUUUGAUCAGGAAGGAUACAAAAACAUUAAUUUCUACAUUCCAUGGCUUUAAAUUUUUUAUCUUUUUGCUUCAAUCAUACAUGUGGAUGGUUAAUUGCAGGAUAAUACUGGUAAUUGUAGUGAAAAGCCUUAAACAUGUAAUGUUGAAGUGAACGCUAUUUUGCUUUAAUCCAGAGUUCUUUCAGAGAACUUUGCACAACUUAUGUAUGGUGAUAAGGCAUAGGUCAGUUCCCCCACACCCUUAGUAAGAUUCUAAAAUUUAUCUAAGUACGGACUUGAAACAAAUGCAUCUUGACCCCAUACUAAAAGCACCCCCAGGAAACAAAUAACUGAUAUAUGCAAACUUGUACAUACAAUUUCCCAGUCACUUUCUUUACAAAAGCUGUAGUGGACUGAGGUUGCUCCAUAAUUUCUGGUGUGUAAAAAUAGUUCAGCUGGACUGUACUGAGAAGAAUAUUUCCAUUCACUUUUACCUUCCCACUCUCUUUAAAAAAUAAUAAUAAUGCAAGGAUUUGCUUGACAAAGUGGAAUUAGCUCAAUUUUUCAUAUCCCUUAUCUGAGCUCAGUACAUGUGCUAAGAAAUAUAUUUAUGGUAGAAUUUGUUCAUAGAGGCAUGUAACGUUAUUCUUUUUGUUGUAUGAAAACUGUGUCUAAUUUAUCCCUACUGCCACACCUAAAAUGUUUUUGCUCCACAGUUCCUAGAAAGAAGGUAGGUGAAAAAAAUAAUAAUAAAGGAAAAGACACCUUUAGGAAUAUUUCUUUGGGUCCCACACAAAUGUUUGUCUCAACAGAAGACUGCCAAAUACUUGAAGCAGUCUUCCUUUUCCCAAGCAGAACAACUUCAUUUUGUGGUUUCUCCUGAGUCUCCUCUUUGCCUAGGCUCCUUGCCCUUUCUUUGCCUAGUAGAUGGAAGGCUAAGUCAAUCCUCCACCAAUUUGUUCCUGAGGUCUGAAAACCAUGAGUGUACAGUGGGUGAAUCUGUGCUGUUUUCUCCCACAGUUGCUAUCUCCAGUCCUUUUCCAGCAUCACACUCUAAGCCUCUAAGAGAGGUAUAGAAAGAGUUUAUCUGCAAAUCAAUUGUGAGUAAACUCCACCCACAGCCAAUUCAUUGUUACCUGUAAAUGAGAUUUAGCUAGGGCAGUCUACCCCUACCUCCUCCAAAUGGUCAGAGGUCUGCUCUUGAGUUUAUUUUUACAUACCUUGCAGAGCCUCAGAGCCUUCAGUUACUCUGCUUCAUCAGACAGUGGAGCACCCCUGCUCCUCAAUUCUCUGCCCACCUGUGUGAAGCAAAGAAUUUCUAAUCAGUCUAAUAACUGUACCCCUCUGAGGUGAACAGGUUCAGGACCUGUGAGGUUGGAUACCUUUCUGAGAAACAUUUCCUACUGGGAGUUGGAAAUGAAAGUAGUUUCUAAACCUUUAACCAAAUUCCUUUCCUUAUCACCUUAUUAGCUCCUUACAUCUGUAAAAGAUCCAAAAGAAGGUUCCUUUAGAAAAUAAAAAUUAACAUGUAUUAUUCUUGCUACAGAUUCCUUUCUGGAGAAUAGUGAAUUUUUCCAGAUGGUGAGUUUUCCAGAUUUCCAGGACAGAUCUUCCAGCAGAUAAGAGUCCACAAACCAGACUUUUCCACAGGCUGUCAUAGACAUGAUGUGAAAUGCUAACACAAAACCCCUAGCCAGUUAUUAGUAAAAUAUCUCCAUCUUCUUCUUAACUUUCUAGCUCUAAAUACCUUCUACCUCCAAGCAGGAGUUUACAUUAUCUCUUAAUACUGCUUCAUCACAUUUUGGGACACGAGUGGCAGAUAACCAGCUUACUCAUUUGCAUCAGUCUGGUCUUCUCCAAAUUAUUUGGGUAGAUUGCUACAGUAUUCCCCAUAUAUUGGAGCAGAGAUAAUACAGACAGCUGCCAUCAGACUUAUCUCUAAAAUGUUCUUCUUGUGAUAACUGCUAUUAUUUUAACUCACUAUUUGGGAAUAAAUACUCCUAAAGGAACAUUACAGGCUGUGGGUUUUUAGAAAUGGUGACCUUCCUACCUUUGUGCUUGUCAACACCUCUCUGACUAGGAGCUUCCUUUCCAUAUGACCACGCCUAUUAUGUUUUUAUUUUUAAUACCUUAAAAAAGAUUAUUUUCCUUUAGUUUGAUACUUUUUGAACUUUUCAAUUAGAAAGCUGAAGGGACUGUAGUGCUCCUAAUGUCAGUUCUCCCCAUUUUUCCAGUUCUUUCUCCCCCCCCCCCAAACUGUGGAAUAAAGCCCUCUGUUUGGAGUGGCAGCAGAGAUAAUUCAGGAAGGUUAAGUAGCAAGUCAGAACCCAGUGGGCUGUUUCUUCCCUUCCUACAGCUUUGGCAAUGUGCUUUUGCUAUCAUUUUGUAUAAUUUCUGGAACACCAGGAGGGCCAUGAAUGGGGGCUUUCAACAGGAUUUAGCUCUCUCGAGCCUUGAAGACUUUUUGAAAUUUGGGGGAAGAGAUAAAAGAAAGGGCUUCAGCUGCUGUAACCGUAGAGAAUUCAUUCACAUCCAUCAGUAUUUACAGAGGGAUCUUUUGGUCUUUAAUGCAACUCCUUUGCAAAACCAAAAUAAAAGCCACUGUAGACCAAAUAGUGGUAUAAACUCCAAAGGACUAAUGUAGUAUUCCCAGCAGAAGCAGAAAAAGCUGAUCAACACUACCUCAUUUAGGAUAGAAUAAUAAGGUAUUUAGAUUAUUAAUUCUGGUGGAGUUAAUCCAUUAACUCUGUAGUUUAUAUUUUUGUUUUCAAGGCAAAAGUAGAUGUGGGUAUAUUCUUUUUUAUGUAUCCUAAUAAAAGAAUCUCCAGAUGGUUACACUUUCUGACUACAGCUUUUAGUGAAGGGAAAAUUAAAAAGAAAACUGAGGUAGUAAUUUGUAUAGCCAUUCAUUCAGACAGCAAUGCAAAACUGAUUUGUCACUCUUUUUUAAACACCAAGAACUCCAGCUUCCAUCCAGAAUAUGGCUCUGGAAGGGCUUCCCCCCCACUCCCUCCCCCCUCUGUGUGUGUGUGUGUGUGUGUGCGCGCGCGCGCGCGCAAGCGUGUGUACGCAUGCUUGUGUGUAACUCAACAGAUUUUAAAUGUGUAGAGCAGAGGUGGGCAGCUUUGAAGGGUUUGGGAACCUAUUUCUACCCAUCUGGAACUGCAUGCCGCUCUUGCUACUACUGGGAAAUAAUUGCCAUUAAAACAAGGCAUGCCUUGUUUUAAAAGGAUAAUGUAGCAAUCUCAGUUUGAGAGGCAGCAGAGGCCACAAAACAGCUGGAGGUGACAUGCUGCUACCUUGGUGUAGAAAAUGUAAUAAUCAGAACUGAAUUCUUUUCACAUGCCAUUUUUGCUUAAUUUAAUGGAAUAGAUAAAUGAUAUUCUGGAACCUGACACUUGGAUGGGAACUUGUAUGUUUUGUAUUGAGAUUACUCAUUGGGGAAGUUCCACCUAAGACCAGUCAGUAAGAUCUCCUUUGAUCAUCACUCCUGUACAUCUUUUGACCCAUGAGACCUAAUCUGAAUGGCUGAAUUCUGCUUUUUUAUUUGAGAACCUGUGUUCUUGUAAUCCAAGGACAUGCAGAGCAAACACAGUUAAUUGAGCUCCUAGUUGGCUACUGUGGAUUGGUCACAGCUGGUAGAAGAGUGCAUUUGCUCUGGAAGAUCAAACAAUAUGCAGGCAUACGAAUAGUUCAGUGACCACCAAGCCCAAAAGCUCAGGGAGUUUCCCCUGAAAGUAAGACAUAUGUCAAAUGAGAAAGUGCUGCACUUCAUCAUCUUUUAGGUUUAUGUGGCAGUACAUGCUGUGCUUCUCCCACUGUAGUUCCCUGCUGCCAUUCAGAUGGAUGGGGAACUGUAGGCUUGGCUGGAAGUUUGUUUGUGAUAGGUUUAAGAUACCCUAGUCUUUCCAGAAAUCCCUGUGUGAAUUCUCCCCAUGUGGCAAAGUAAAUUCACAAAAAAAUAAGUUUAAUGCUCAGAAGUAAUCCUCACAGUAUGCAGCAUUUGAUUAUAUCUUGGGGAUGUCCUUAGAGUGAGUGAGUGAGUGAGUGAGUGAGUGAGUGAAAGAGAGAGAGAGAGAGAGAGAGACCCUGUCCAGAUUUUUUUUUCUUGUUGGUGGCAGGGGAUUUUGACUGUCCCAAAGGGAUCAUUAUCACAUUCUGUGUGUUCCAAAUGUAAAUUAAAGAAUUCUAUUUUUUGUGAAAGAGAAUUUAGUGAUUUAAAAUAGUAAUAAGGCUCUGUUGUGUUAGAUUUGUUCCUCAAGUUCAGUAGCUCCAGUGUUGAACUUGGGGACCCCUUAGGUGUAUACAUAGCAGUAACCUGCUUUUAAGAGAGGAUUCAAGAACCUUAGAGGUUCAAUGAGCAGAGAAUUAAUUUUAAAUCCGUAGGAACAUAGACUUGCAUUCCAAAAUGCUCCUCUCUUCAUGAAAAGAAAGGGCAAUUUCUGCCACCUUUCCCUCCAUCUGCAGCUCUCCACAUUGUAGGUUAAUAAUGGGUUAAACAACCCAUAGUUAACCUAACAGCUCCUUGCAAGUUAGCUGUGGAUUUUUAAACCGAUGCUUAGCUCAUGGUAUCCAGGUUAGAUGACAAGGAGCAAAUUCCAAUUAAGCAUAUCAGAGGUUGAAUAUGCAAAAUGGAGUUAGCGUGUGCUCAGAAUGCCCUGUGGUAAAUUGUGGGAUUUGCUGCUGUUCUGUGUGAACCAGAUUAUUAUUUAUAAUGACAUUUGACCAAAGGAUAUAGCCCUGAAAAAAUAAGAAAAAUAUUCAUUUUCAUAACUCCCUUUUUUAGGCUCUUAUUAAAUAAGUGCCAUUAGUUUUCAUUUCCCUUAACUUUGUUUGCUAGGAAACCGCAUACUGAAAUACCAUAGAAUUUCAACAUCAUCUUUUAAAAUGCUGUUUUUGGUGUGAAGAUGAGGAUAUUGGAUGGACUCAAGCCAUGUUCAGGCAUUCAACCUCAAGACAAUGAAGGCACGAAGUAUGUAAGGGCCAGAUGUAUGAGAGAAAGAGAAAAAGAGAGAGGGUGUGCUUGGCCUACCCUGCCUCCAAUCUUUGUAGGUGCAUUGGCACUGUCCUUUCUGCUUCUGACAUGCUCAGCGAGUAUAAAAGCUCGCCUAGGCUUUGCAGUCACACAUCAGGACCUGGAGAUUGCAGGCCUGUCCCUCUACACACUUGGUGCCUUCGUGCAUUCAGGCUGAACACUGGAACAGGGCUAGUCGGAAGUUGCUUUCUCUAUAUUCUGAUAUAUCUGUGAGUCAACAAAAAUGCCCUUCAGGUACGAUUGCUAUCAGCAGUGCUUUACAGCAACCUUCCACAACCCAGUGCUCUUCAGGACUACAACAUCCAUCAUCUCCAGGUAGAUCUGGAAGGCACUAGGGUUAAAAAAAAACCUGCUCUAUAGUAUAAGGAAGAAGGCACUUUUGAUGACAACCCUAUAAAUGAUCAUCUGCUGCUUUUUCCAGCGGCCUUUUGAAGAUAAAGGGCCUCUUUGCACAUCAGUACAAGCCACCUGCAGACCCUUUCUAGGGUGAUGCAAGAGUAAUUGAAUCCUUGCAUAAGUCCAUGGUUUACAUGAUGUGACAAACCGCAGUAUCUGCCCUUUACAAGCCAUGGUGGACUGCAGUGAUAAUGCAAACUGGGUCUCUGUAAAGUUGAUGUCCCACUUGUCAAGUGAAUGUGUUUCAGGUAGAGGGCAGGAUCCAGUCCAAGUGAGCCACUUUUAGAGGUGCUUAAUUUAAGUGGAAUCUUGCCUUGAGUGUGUAAAUCCCAUUUUACACCAUUCUAGGGAAAGGAAUGCUUUUUGAGAUUGCCUCCUGCAAUAACCCCAUCUAACCUUCCUGCUUGCCCUCAUGUACAGAAUAACAUGACACUGUAUAUGGGCAUGUGCUUUACAGACUUUUCAGUUACUGUACCUUGUUAUUAUGUGAAGACUAAGGGUAUAUGAGUGAUGAUGGGAACAUGGUAGAAAACCUCUUAGCAGCUCUCCUUUUCUAGAAAUCAUAAUAGCCCAUUUUUGAUUUCAGGAUACUAUUGAGAUGGAUUUUCUUAAAACUCCAGAUUUGCUACAUAUUUUUGUUAACCUUUUUUUAAAUUUUCAGUAAAAACUGAAGAAUGUGUUUUUUCUUUUGACUAUUUUUGUAAAAUAAGUGGAUAGCAGUGCCACAGCAUGCAAAAAUUGCACUUUUUCUUUGCUUGACUUGCUUGUAAAAUAGACACUAUUUAAUGUGGAAAAAAUAAUUUAUGCCAAAAAACAAAGAAGUAACUUGCCAUUUUGCGACUGCAUAGGUUAGAGUAGCACAAAAUGCAAGAACUUGGGGUGGACAUAAUUGGGGAGGUGGGGAGAGAUGUGCUUUGAAUAGUGGCUGCCAUUAACCCAAAUGAUGUGUUCUACUAGAGAUGAUGUAAAUUACUUGUUCUGAGGAGGGGAAGAGAUCAUGAAACUUCAAGACUCAUUUUCCCUGCCCCAUGUGGUCACAUUUUCUUUUAUAUAUAUAUUAGUUGAGAAGCUGCUACAUAUUUGGAAGUUCUAUUGUUUGUAGGUCACUGAAUGGACAUUGAAAUCUGAUUUAUAUUGUAUACCUGUAACAUAGAAAGAAAAAAAGUAUUUAUAUAUUUUCUGUAUGAAUAUUUCAUUGAGCUGUGUAUAAUUUUGAAGAGGCUUUGUCCCAAAAUGGUUCUGCUCAACCUGAUUUUUUGUUGUUGUUUUCUUUUUUCUUUUUUUCUUUUUUUGGUUUGGAUUUUUGUUUUGUAUAGUGUGUACAGUUCAUGUCUAUAAACAUUAAAAGCCUCCUGAAGCAUUAUCUUAUCAAAGGGAUGCAUUGUUAAUAAAAUGGACUUAAACUUUA
Varanus komodoensis (Komodo dragon) is the source of this 12928-nucleotide messenger RNA. It is a transcript of the gene RICTOR, whose product is annotated as RPTOR independent companion of MTOR complex 2. The coding region runs from base 28 to 5229 and encodes 1733 amino acids. The transcript has 39 exons. Gene Ontology annotation, cellular component: TORC2 complex. Lineage: Eukaryota; Metazoa; Chordata; Lepidosauria; Squamata; Varanidae. Gene Ontology annotation, biological process: TORC2 signaling; positive regulation of phosphatidylinositol 3-kinase/protein kinase B signal transduction. The record is from RefSeq and is a predicted model, not a curated record. Gene Ontology annotation, molecular function: protein serine/threonine kinase activator activity.